AUGCUGCAUCGCAACCCGCGGUGGGCGCUUUGUGCAGCCCUCGCUGCACUCUAUGGCGGAACAGGAAUCGCCAGCGCCGAAGUUAACAAUGAAUUGAGCAAGUGCGAAUCUGGGUGGACACCCUGGACUACCUGCAACCCGCAAACUGGUCUGCGGGAGAGGCACAAUGCACAGUGCGAGACAUGGGUGGAGGUUGAGGAAUGCCAGAAGCUGACAGGAUGUGGCAACUGGACUCCUUGGUCUCCCGGCGAUAUGUCGUGUGUGGUGGGACAGUUUCAAACCCGCAACAGGGAGGGCUGCCCAGAGGUGCAGGAAGUGAGGGCAUGCAGGCCUGUACUUCUAGAAUGCAACGAUCAAUGGACCCCCUGGACAAUGUGCGACACCAACCGCGUCCAGGAAAGAUACAACUCAAAGUGCGGACCCGUCGAAGUCCGCGAGUGCAACAUGGACGACGCAGAGAUCGAGAAAUGCGGCGAGUUCGUGGAAUGGGAUCCCCCUAUGAAUGGAGACUGCGUACGCGGGGGUACCCACACGCGUUACCGUCAAAACUGCCCAGACCGCAAAGAGGUGCGGGUGUGCGGAGCCUUUGAUUGCAGCAGCUGCUCUGUAAACGCCACUUGCGAUCCCAUUGGUGCAUCCUGCGAAUGCAAGCCUGGUUUCCGCGGCAAUGGGAAGACCUGCGAGGCCUUCAACCCCUGCGAAGAUACCCCUGCACCUUGCGACAGCAACGCCAUCUGCACCCCAGACGGCAAUGACGCCAAAUGCCAGUGCAAGGCAGGCUGGGACGCAGAUUCCGGAGCAGGCAGCAGCAAGAAGCCUUGCGUUGAGGUCGACGAGUGCGCAUCCAACACCCACCAGUGCCCGGCACACUCCACAUGCAUCAACACCAAGGGCUCUUAUAAGUGCGACUGCAACCAGGGAUACGUCAAGGGAGAGGACGGACAGUGUCAUGACGUCGAUGAAUGCACCAACGGAGAGCACACCUGCCCCGCUCACUCCACUUGUUUGAAUACAGCUGGCAGCUACGAGUGCCGCUGCGACACUGGGUACAGCGGAAAUGCAACUGCAGACAGCCCUUGCAAGAACAUUGACGAAUGCGCCAACCCCAACGCCUGCUCGGCCAACGCUAUCUGCACAGACACCGACGGCUCCUUCACCUGCAGCUGCCCCGAAGGGUACAGCGGCCAGGGAACCCAUGACUCUCCCUGCUCCAAGAUCGACUUCUGCGCAGACCCCUCACUCAAUACAUGCGGAGCCCACUCCACUUGCGUGAACACCCUCACAUCUUUCAAGUGCAUCUGCGAUGCGGGAUAUGAAGGCGCCGGCACUCGCGAGAGCCCGUGCGUGGACGUGAACGAGUGCUCGAACGAGAAGCCCACAAACAACUGCAACAGAAACGCAAACUGCACCAACACCGAGGGAUCCUACACUUGCGAAUGCAAGCCCGGUUUCUCUGGCGACGGCAUCGGUCCCAACGGGUGUACCGACAUCGACGAGUGCGCGGCGGAGCAGUCCCCCUGCGACCCUCACGCCUCCUGCAGCAACACUGAGGGCUCGUAUGUAUGCACCUGCAACUCCGGCUACGAGCCAGCUUCAACCGACGGGCAUGCAUGCAAAGAUAUCGACGAGUGCGCCACCGGUGCAGCUGGGUGCCACGUGUCAGCACAGUGUCUGAACACGGACGGCAGCUACGAGUGCAAGUGUCUUGAGGGCUUCGUCGGCGACGGAAAGACCUGCAGCGACGUCGAUGAGUGCGCUGCGGCGACAUCUCCUUGCGGUGACAACACUCACUGCCAGAACACAAUUGGCAGCUACGAGUGCGAGUGCAAGGCUGGCUAUGGCAACAUGCAAGACAACGCAUGCAGCGACAUUGACGAGUGCAAGGAUGCGAACACCAAGAUCCCUGACAACUGUCUUUGCGUGAACAAUGAUGGCAGCUACUCCCUUGAGGCGAAGGCUGGAUACGAAUUGGUGAACGGCGAGUGCAUCAAGAUCGACUUCUGCGCCCGCGGCGCAUGCAACUCGCUGGCCUCCUGCAAGGAGAAUGAAGAAGGCACAGCGGCGAUCUGCACCUGCCUGCCAGGCUACAGCGGCGACGGCACUGCUGAAGGCCACUGCAACGACAUUGACGAGUGUGCAGGUCAGAAUGACUGUGCUCCUGCCGAGCAGGGAGGCAUCUGCGAGAACACUGUCGGCUCGUACACCUGCAAGUGCAAAGAGGGGUACAGGCAGGAUGGAAACUCAUGCACUGAGAUCGACGAGUGCGCUGAGGGAACCCACAACUGCCACCCUUCCGCCACCUGCAGCAACACCCCCGGAAGCUUCACCUGCCAAUGCAACAGUGGAUUCACUGGCAGCGGUGUGGAGUGCGAAGACAUUGACGAGUGCUCAACUGAGGCAGAUGACUGUGGUGCAAACACCAUCUGCAGCAACACCGUUGGUGCUUUCGAGUGCAACUGCCGUGAAGGCUAUGAACGCGCAGACGCAAAGACGUGCGUCGACAUCGACGAAUGCGCGACAGGCACACACACUUGCUCGAACCACGCCACCUGCACCAAUACCGAUGGGUCAUUCACAUGCCAGUGCAACCCCGGCUUCGAAGGUGACGGCCACAAGUGCGAGGACAUCGACUUCUGCGGUGCUGGACAGCACGACUGCAAUGUGCAUGCCGAGUGCUCUGAGAGCGAGGACAACACCACUUUCAAGUGCACCUGUAUAACAGGGUACGCUGGAGACGGCCAUGGCGAGGCAGGCUGCCAAGACAUUGAUGAGUGCGCAGAAGAAAACAUCUGCGGAAGCAACGCUGUCUGCACAAACACCGCAGGAAGCUACCAAUGCGCAUGCCGUGAGGGCUUCGUUGCAUCAGCUGAACAGCAGCAGCAGGGAACCCCAGCACUGGUUUGCGUGGACGUCGACGAGUGCAGCGACGCUUCGAAGAACACAUGUGCCAAGCCAGCCGACGGAGGCAUUUGCACAAACACUGAAGGCAGCUACGAAUGCGCUUGCAAGCCAGGCUACCAAGGUGACGGCCACAGCUGCGCAGACAUCAACGAAUGCACUGCACAGGGCACCUGCGGCGAACACACAACUUGCAAGAACACACCCGGAUCCUUCCAGUGCGACUGCGUUGAGGGAUUCGAGCGCGCUGAUGAACGCACCUGCCGUGACAUCAACGAGUGCGAGACAGGAGCAGUCGUGCUGCCACCGAACUCCACCUGCGUCAACACUGAAGGCAGCUACGACUUCGACUGUGUUGCUGGGUACCGCCGCACUGAUGGAGCUUGUGUGAAGAUCGACUUCUGCAAGGAGAAGGGAUGCAACGCAAACGCCACAUGCCGCGAAAACGAUGCCGGCACCGAGGCCAUCUGCACUUGCAAGGAAGGCUAUGAAGGCAGCGGAGAAGGCGAAGAUGGUUGCCAGAACAUCAAUGAGUGCGAGAGAGGCGAACCCUGCAAGGACUUCGGCGAAGGCGGUGUUUGCGUCGACACACCAGGAUCAUUCACUUGCGAGUGCGCUGCUGGAUUCAUUCAACGCCGCUCCGUUUGCCAAGAUGUUGACGAAUGUCUCGACGGAAAGCUGAACACCUGCGCUGCCACCGGAGGCGUCUGCUCCAACACCGUCGGUUCCUUCACCUGCUCGUGCGCCAGCGGCUUCGAAGGCGAUGGCCACACCUGCAAUGAUGUCGACGAAUGCGCAACAGCACAGCACACCUGUGACCCGAAUGCCACUUGCGUCAACACCGAAGGCAGCUUCGAGUGCCGCUGCAAUGCCGGAUUCGAGGGCGACGGACACACCUGCGCAGACAUCGACGAAUGCGCAGACCCAGCCAAAAACACAUGCGAUACACACAAGGGUGUAUGCCAAAACACCACAGGGUCCUACACCUGCGGCUGCAAGACCGGAUUCAGCCUUGCAGCUGACGGAAGCACAUGCGAAAACGUCGACGAGUGCGCGGCGGGAACUGCAAACUGCAACGAGCGAAGCUUCUGUAAGGACACAGAGGGUUCCUACCAAUGCGAGUGCAAGAACGGCUACAAGGCUGCAGGAGAGGACUGUGUGGACGUUGACGAGUGCGAGGCUGGCGUGCAUGGAUGCAGCGAGCACGCAAUCUGCACAAAUACAGACGGCAGCUACUCCUGCGAAUGCAUGGAGGGAUACCAGGGAGACGGCAAGGCUUGCGAGAAGACAGUCGGCGUCUGCGACUCCGCUCCCUGCGGUGCCCACGCCACCUGCGAGCCUGCAGGGGACAACUACACUUGCACAUGCCACCCAGGCUACGAGAUGCGCGAAGGAGCCUGUGUUGACAUCGAUGAGUGCACAGCAGGCAGCCACAACUGCGACCCUCAUGCCAUUUGCACAAACACCGACGGCUCCUUCACUUGCGUCUGUGGCAGCGGCUAUACCGGCCUUGGCACAUCCUGCGAAGACAUCGACGAGUGCGCGGGUAACGCAGCAGGCUGCGACAUCCACGCCGUCUGCACGAACACUCCCGGAUCGUUCAAGUGCGAGUGCAAGAGCGGCUUCGAAGGCGAUGGCACGCAAUGCACGGAGAAGGUGUUGCUCCCCGGACAGAUUCACUGCGAAGCCUGGACUGCAUGGACAGAGUGUACCGACGGCGCCAAAACCAGCACACGCAGCUGCCUUGCACUGCCGCUUAAGAAGGAGAUGCGCGCCUGCCCUGCAGCUGACUUCUCCCAGUGCGGAGAGUUCACUGAAUGGACUGCCUGCCCUGGAACCAACAAUAACCUGUCUCAUAGGCGCACUGAAAGAUUCGGAGAACCCGGAUGCGAAGAUGCAGAGGAAGUCCGCGAAUGCCCAGAUGAAGAGACCGAGCAGAAAUGCGGCGCCUGGGGUGAGUGGACCGCCUGCGGCGACCCAUCCCCUGGCCUGAGAACUCGCGCACGCGAGAACUGCCCCGAUGUGGUAGAGUUCGAGCGUUGCACUAUGCCCAGUGAGCCUGAGGCUGGCGAAGUGACUGAGCCUGACACAGAAGGAGGAGCCGGAGUUGGUGGCGAAGUGACUGAGCCUGACACGGAAGAAGGAGCCGGAGUUGGUGGUGAAGUGCAGCCCGGUACAGAAGAAGGAGCAGGAGUUGGUGGUGAAGUGCAGCCCGGUACAGAAGAAGGAGCCGGAGUUGGUGGUGAAGUGCAGCCCGGUACGGAAGAAGGAGCCGGCAUUGGUGGCGAAGUGACUGAGCCUGACACCGAAGGAGGAGCCGGAGUUAGUGGCGAACCGACCGAAGAAGAGGGCACCGAAAGCACCGGUCCAUGCAAAGAGUUCGGACCCUGGACGGCCUGCAAGGAGGACGAGAACGGAGUCGGCAUCCAACGCCGUAUGUGCGCCGGCAGAGAAGACAUCAUCGAAUCCAGAAUUUGCACUGUCACGGAUGACUGCGGAGAAUGGACCCCCUGGUCAACUUGCACUAACGGCAGCCAGGCCAGAAACAAACGCUUCUGCACCAACGUUAGGGAAGUCCGUCUCUGCGGAGCUGACAUUCCAGUUACAGACGGAUGCACGUGGAGCGAGUGGACUUCUUGCAGUCUAGUCAAUGAGGAGGGCGGCUACUUCCGCACGCGCACAUCCUCUGACUGCAACAUGAAUGAAGUGCAGGCCUGCUCUCCCAGCAGCAGCACAACCGCAGACAGCGAAACAGAAGGCACCUGCUCUGCAUGGAACCCCUGGACGGAGUGCUCGAACGGCCACCAGACACGCAAGUGUGCCACAAUGGAAGCAGAAGAAUCGCGCACUUGCGGAGAGACUCCAGAGAACUGCGGAGAAUUCGGCCCCUUCGAACCCGCAAACUGCACGGCCGGCCAAAUGGUCACCAGGACGCGCACCUGCGGAGAAACCGAGCAGAAGGAAACCAAACUGUGCGACGUCAGCUCCACCGAAGAAGGAAAACAAUGCGGUCAGUGGGGCCCAUGGAGCGAAUGCAACAUCCACCUGGGCUCAGAGGACAAUGUGCGUGUUCGUGAGGACACCGCUUGCGGCGUGACGGAGUACGAGGAGUGCAGCGAGCCGGCGAACAACGCCUUUGUCUGCACACCUUGGAGUGAAUGCUCGGAGAAGAAGGAGCGGAGAACGUGCACCAUCCGCAAAAACGGUCUUGUUCAGACACGUCAAGAAUUCAGAACAUGCAGUGUAGACAUCGCCACAACUUGCGGCGAGUUCGGCGCAUGGUCUGAAUGCAACGCUGAGGGCUUGCAUCAGCGCAGUCUCGAGAAAUGCCCCGACGUCAUCGAGGUCGCAACUUGCGGCAGUGAGGAUUGCCCGCCAUUCGGCGAGUGGACUGAAUGCGGCGUUCCAGAGGAGGGCAUGCGUUCUCGCCAACGCAUUGACUGCGUUGAAUCUGCAGCCUGCCAGUGCACAGAAGUGGAGAGCUGCUUCGACACCGAAUUGCACCCCAUUCCAGCCCCCGGUACGGAAACAGGCGAAGGAGAGGGAGAGACCGAGACAGGCGAAGGCGAAACUGGUGAAGCAGGUGGCGAGGAAGGCGAGCAAACAGGAGAAGGCGAAGUGCAGCCCCCAGAAGAAGAGCUUCCUGGGGAGAGUGUAACUGAGCCUGAGGAGAAGCCUGAGGAGGAGCUACCUGAGGAGGAGGUUACUGAGCCUGAGGAGAAGCCUGAGGAGGGUGUGACUCAGCCUGAGGAGACACCUGAGCAGCCUGUUGAGGGUACCGAAGAAGAGGGCAAGCAGGAGUCUGAGGCUGCCCCCGAAACUCCUGCCGUCCAGCCGAAACCAGAGGAGGGUCACGAACGCCCAGAACCCGAAGAGGAGGAGGAGAAGAAGGAAGAAGGCGGCGGCUUCCCAACAGCUGCAGUGGCAGGAGGUGUUGGUGGUGUGUUGCUCAUAGCUGCUGUAGGUGGUGGUGUUGCAGCCUUCACUAGCGGCGGAGGUGGCGCUGGCGCACAGGAGGCAGAACAGGUCGAGUUCGAAGGAGAAGAUACCGGAGCAGCAACUGCCGAGACACCUGAAGCCGAUACAGUUAUCGACAUCACAGACGAAGACGACUACUGGGCCGACAGCGGCGACAUUCAGUAA
This is a messenger RNA of Eimeria maxima, 7041 nucleotides long. Its product is annotated as microneme protein, putative. Gene Ontology annotation, molecular function: calcium ion binding. The transcript is spliced from 11 exons. NCBI's taxonomy places the organism in Eukaryota, Apicomplexa, Conoidasida, Eucoccidiorida, Eimeriidae. The coding region runs from base 1 to 7041 and encodes 2346 amino acids. The record is from RefSeq and is a predicted model, not a curated record.